Limanda limanda (common dab) is the source of this 5715-nucleotide messenger RNA. It is a transcript of the gene appbp2, whose product is annotated as amyloid beta precursor protein (cytoplasmic tail) binding protein 2. Bases 221 to 1987 code for a protein of 588 amino acids. The record is from RefSeq and is a predicted model, not a curated record. Gene Ontology annotation, molecular function: protein binding. The transcript is spliced from 13 exons. Gene Ontology annotation, biological process: intracellular protein transport. NCBI's taxonomy places the organism in Eukaryota, Metazoa, Chordata, Actinopteri, Pleuronectiformes, Pleuronectidae.
GGAGGGUCGAGAGAGAGAGAGAGAGAGAUGGGGAUCGAGUAGAAGCUGCUCGGCUCGUAGCAGGGACUCGGCGACGCUGCGAACGUGUGUAUCGUCAUUUACAGGCGAAUGUUGUGUGCGGACCCGUGGAGGAAGUGCUUCCGUCGCGGCGAGGCAGCGACUGUAGGCCGAGCCGGGGACGGCUGGAGCUGCUGGGGCUUUUCUGGAGAGGGAAAACAACAUGGCUGCGGUGGAGCUCGAAUGGAUCCCAGAGACACUGUACAACACGGCUAUCUCGGCUGUGGUGGACAACUACAGCCGAUCGAGAAGGGACAUCCGGUCCCUGCCAGAAAACAUACAGUUCGAUGUCUAUUACAAGCUUUAUCAGCAGGGCCGACUCUGCCAGCUCGGAGGAGAGUUCUGUGAGCUGGAGGUGUUUGCUAAAGUUCUGCGGGCCUCAGACAAAAGACACCUCCUGCACCACUGUUUCCAGGCCCUAAUGGACCAUGGUGUGAAAGUUGCCUCAGUUCUGGCCAACUCCUUCAGCCGCCGCUGCUCCUACAUCGCAGAGUCUGAUGCCCACGUCAAAGAGAAGGCCAUCCAGUUUGGCUUUGUGCUGGGUGGAUUCUUGUCUGAUGCGGGUUGGUAUGGAGAUGCAGAGAAAGUAUUUCUUUCGUGCCUGCAGCUGUGUACGCUGCACAGUGAGGUCCUCCAUUGCUACCGGGCUGUAGAAUGCUGCGUCAGGCUGCUUCAUGUCCGCAAUGGUAAUUGUAAAUACCAUCUGGGGGAGGAGACCUUCAAGCUCGCUCAGUCUUACAUGGACAAACUAGCCAAACAAGGCCAUGAGGCCAAUAAGGCUGCGCUGUAUGGCGAGCUUUGUGCCUUGCUCUUUGCCAAAAGCCACUAUGAUGAGGCAUACAGGUGGUGUAUAGAGGCUAUGAAGGAAAUAACUCCAGGUCUGCCUGUCAAAGUAGUGGUUGAUGUCCUCCGGCAAGCCUCCAAGGCCUGCGUGGUGAAGAGAGAGUUCAGAAAAGCAGAGCAGCUGAUCAAACAUGCAGUGUUUCUAGCAAGAGAACAUUUUGGACACAAGCAUCCCAAGUACUCGGACACGCUGCUAGAUUAUGGAUUUUACCUAUUAAAUGUUGACAACAUAUGUCAAUCAGUGGCUAUUUACCAGACGGCGCUGGACAUCCGACAGUCUGUGUUUGGGGGGAAGAACAUCCACGUUGCCACAGCCCACGAAGAUCUGGCUUACUCAUCAUAUGUGCACCAGUACAGCUCUGGGAAAUUUGACAAUGCUCUAUUCCAUGCAGAACGUGCCAUAGACAUCAUAACUCACAUUCUGCCUGAGGACCAUCUGCUGCUGGCCUCCUCCAAAAGAGUCAAAGCCCUGAUACUGGAGGAAAUUGCCAUCGACUGCCACAAUAAAGAGACCGAAGAGCGCCUCCUGCAGGAGGCUCACGAUCUGCACCUCUCAUCACUUCAACUGGCCAAGAAGGCCUUCGGAGAAUUCAACGUCCAGACGGCCAAACACUACGGCAAUUUAGGACGACUCUACCAGUCCAUGAGGAAGUUCAAGGAGGCAGAGGAGAUGCACAUCAAAGCCAUCCAGAUCAAGGAGCAGCUCCUGGGCCACGAGGACUACGAGGUGGCUCUGUCUGUUGGCCACCUGGCAUCUCUCUACAACUACGACAUGAACCAGUAUGAAGACGCAGAGAGGCUCUACCUGCGCUCCAUCGCUAUUGGUAAGAAACUGUUUGGAGAGGGUUACAGUGGGCUGGAGUACGACUACCGAGGCCUGAUCAAACUCUACAACUCAGUGGGAAACUACGAGAAGGUGUUUGAAUACCACAACGUGCUGUCCAACUGGAAUCGGCUUAGGGACAGGCAGUUUGCUGUGGCGGACGCUCUGGAGGAUGUCAACACUACGCCCCAGCAGACCCAGGAGGUGGUGCAAGCUUUCUUAUUGGCUCAGAGCUUAGGCCCCACCCGCCCCUGUCUCGGCUGAUUUUAUGAGUGAUGAGAGGAAAAACGGACACUUGGGGAUUAGCCUGGUGAAGAUGCGAAAUGAGCCCAAAUGUGAUGCUUCAGUGGCACACAAAUAAUUAGUGAUACACAGUUAAUCAACGCGUCACUGGCAAAUGAGUUGGCUGGUGUGGUCAACUGUAAGCUGCCAGUGUGCACGCGCACGCGCACACACACACACACACACACACACGAACACACACACUAGAGAUAACACCAUUGUCAAACCUCAUUGACAGACACCCACACAAACCACCAGGAUGCAACUUCAGACAGGAUGCAGCUUCACCUCACAGAUAAUACUGUUCCAUUUCUCCAAGAGAAAGAGAACCCAUGACUGAGCUGGGGGGGUUCAAAAAGACCUCAAACAUCCUGAGAGGAUGACUAAUGACCCCUUCUCCUCACUAGUCCUGCUUGCCUUUUUCUUUUCAGUUUGGAAUCUGAGGACUUUUUGCUUUUGUAUUUGAGCCAGAGUAGCUCUCAAUGCCAUGACACUCAUUGCAGAACAAAACCAUAUUCUCCAGGAUUGUGAAUUACAGAGCAUCUGGACCCCACAUGAGAAAUGUUUCAGCCCACAUCCAUCAGCAUCAUAACUCAUUGGAUCACAUGGAAGUUGUCUAAUAUUUGACACUUGUACAGUGUAAUGAUACUGCAGAUUGUACACCUAUAUUUCAGUUGAAGGCUUCUUUGUUAUUUCUUUUGCAAGGAAAUGAAAGUGGACUUGUUAUGAAUUGCUUGGUGGAGAUUAAACAGUGGAAUGUGUUGAACCAGUGGGUAAAUUGUUACACACAUAACAGGCUUCACAGGUUUGUUUUCAAUUUGUUUUAUCAGUUUUUUCCAGCUUAGUCCUGACAUAGCAUCAUUAAAAUGCCAAUAACUUAUAUACAGAAGUGUGUUUAUGUAGCCCUUUGUUUAUGCUUUCCUUACUGAGUAAACAAGUCAACACUAUUUCUUUAAAAACAAGGGACAUGACUCGGAGUGAAAAGAGGAUGAUGCUACAUGUACAGAGGUUAAAAGCCUCCCUUUCUUUGUUCAUGUGAAGGUGUGGCUUUAUGUGUGUGUCUGUUUGCGUGUGUCUGUUUGCGUGUGUGUGUGUGUCAGUAUUCACAGAUAUAACUCUGGGUGCCAAAGUGCUCCACUGGUGACUACCAGCCUUACACCAGCUUCAGUUAUGUCUGUAGACGGACCCAUACUUCUAAGUGCUAAAUAAACUUAUACCCUUAAGGGUACUACAAUGGGUACAAAAAUGUGGUGUGUAUGUGAGUAUGUGUGCCCGUGCAUCUGGCCUUUCCUCUCCACUCCAAUAUCCCAUAAAUGCAAGGAUCCAUGUAUGUGUUUUUUACUGGACUUUUUCUUUUUGCCUCCAUCAGUCAAAGUGUUUACGACCAAAAUCUCAUCUUUUGUUUCCUCUCACAGCUGAACUGUCUCAGUGCAGCUCUUAAAACUGUGACGCUCACUUAAUCAUCAGUAAAAAUUCAUCUUUCCCACCAAUCUGAUACUUCAUUGAUGUCGCUGCUUAGCUGCUGGUCCACUUUAUAUUGAAAGGAUCGGCUGACUCAAAUUUAAUUUAAAAAGAGGAUUUGUCUCACUUACCCGAAGUGAAGCUUCCUGAACUUUAACCAGAUUUUCAUAGCUGAACAAUGUUGAAUCGGCUGACACAUUGCAUUAACAAAAUCUUCAAUAUUAACCAUAUAUUAAGGAUCCAUUGGUUAUUCAUAUAGUUAAAAUAGAAUUUCACUUACACUACACAUAUAACACAUGCAAUUAUCUCUAGCAUUUCUCCUGUAGAUUAGAUUUUAUCAGUCCAGCUUCGUCUGUUAAACUUUCAUCCUGUCAGAGAUGAUCAUGGCUGGUAACUCAUAACAAAACAAUUCAAUGUAAAAUCCUACUUUAAUUUACAGUGACCCAUUACAAUGAACGGUAAAAUGAAUGUAACUCUACAGUCACAAAUACAGUCAAUGUGUAAAGAGAUAACUGAUGGGAAUUUGCUCUGAACAGUACGUCCUGAUGGAAUGUGUGAGUCCAGCUGGAAAACAGAUUUUGGCAUUAAUGUCUGCAAAAUUAGUGAAAACGUGAUGCCUUCACGUACCCCAGUUUUUUUAAUAACUGAAGAAAUGAAGCUUUGUCUUGAUGUUGCUUAAGUGCUGUGGCACAUCUCUCCCUCGAGAAGUGAUGUGAGUCAGUGGGUCCAGCUGAGGAGGUCCAGCCUUAGUCCCGUUAAAGGACGCUCCGCUCCACUCAUGGUGCUUCUACAGGCACGCCCCCCCCCCACCCCCCUCAGUGACAGGACGUUUGCACAGUGUAUGUAAACCGGAGGUCGCUAUUAAAUCAAGUUCACUAGUCACCCUCCCUCCUAACUCAUUCAUCCUCUUCUCCCUUCUUCCCUCCCUCCCUCCUUCCUACCCUCAGGCCUUCAUCCUCUUCUCCCGUCUUCCCUCAUCCCUACCCUCAUCACUUUAUCCUCUUCUCCACCUUCAUCGCAAACCUCACCCCUUCAUCCUCUUAUCCCUCCCUCUCCCAUUUAUCGUCUUCUCGCUACUGCCAUCAUCCCCUCAUCCUCCAUCCCCUGCCUACCUUCCCUCAUUAGUUCAUCCUCCUCUCCCUCCUUCCUUCAUCCCAUCAUCCUCUUGUCCCCACCAAACCUCAUCCCCUCAUCUCCCUCCAUCCUCUUCUCCCGUCGUCCCUACCCACAUCUCUUUAUCUUCCUCUCAAUCCAUUUCUCAUCUCUUCUUCCUCUUCUCUGUCUUUUGCUCCUCCCUAUCUCCUGAUCCUCUUCUCUCGUUCCUUCAUCCCCUUCUCCCUCCUUCCCUCAGACUUUCAGUCUGCACCUCAACAUCUUAUACAUAAUUUCAGUGAAACCUUUCAAUGACACAUUGUUGUGGCGUGGUCUUGCAAGUGGGCAGUUGAAGAUUCAAGAUUAUACCAUUUGCAGAUCAGUGUGUGUUAUUGUGGAGCGGGGCUUAUUGCAUGAUCAAUACAUUUCUUGCCAUUGUGAAGAAAAACUGCAAAAAUUUAAUGGGGAAAAUCUACCCUGAGAUACUCGUGCAUUGUUAAGAGGUUUUGUUCAUUCGAUCUGUCUCAUCCUCUGCUACACUUUAAUCAAAGGUAAUUUCUCUACUUGUUUAACUUCAGUCUGGUCUGUUAGGGCUGUUGUGUUUACCCCACUGGCAAGAGACUCCUGCUUCUUCUGUGGUGGAGACAGAUUUCUCUCUGUGCCACCUGUAAAAGUUCAACAAAGCUCCUGUUCCCACUGAUUUUGACAUGAAGUGUUUACUGUCCAUACUGAACCUGAAGUGUCAGUAUGGCCGACAGGAAAAAGAAAAGUACAUUUCGAAAGAUGGACUCAGAAGUGUUUUGAAGCAGUGUUUAAAUGUAUUGAGAGUGUCUUUCCUUUAAUAUGACCUCGAUAAAUCAGCUGACUGGUGGAAUGUAGGAGACAGGGUUUGACUCGACAACCUAGGAUUGUCAUCAUUGUGAUCUGAAAGGGAAUGAAAUAGUUGUAAGGGCUGGAGGAGGGGCGGCGGGUCAGGGCGGGGUGUGGCUGUGGACCUUGGACAAAUGUUAAAUAAAGCUGUGAUCUCUCCUUUCAGUUCAGACGAUGUGACUGACACCAAAUGUGAUGAGGGAAUGUUUCACUGUUGUCUUGUUACUGCUUCACUGUUAGCUGCAAAAACAUUAAAACUUAAAGUGUAUCAUUGAUCACAAACACCA